GAGUGGGAGUUUAUUUAGCUGAAAAAGACAGUUGCAAAACUUGGGAACAGAGCUCCAAAUGAGCUUGGAGAAACCCACUAUUUGACAGUUCUUGUUUGGGGAAAAUUUUUCAGUCACUUGACAUACCUGUAUUUCUGUGAAUCUAUAAAAAACAAAUAUGUUGCAAGUCCUGAAGACAUAUAUGGCUGACUUGGACAAUCUAGGUUCUGCAAAUCCAAAGCAAGCACCAAGGAUGUUUGUAUUCCUAUAUAUUACAAGUUUUGCCAUCUGUACAAGUGGGCAAUCUCUCCACAGCCAGUUUAAAGGAGAAAAUUAUUCUACAAAAUACGUUUGUAGCAUACCUGGAAUGCCAGGUCCUUCAGGUCUUCCUGGAGAUCAAGGAUCACCUGGACCUCAUGGGCGCAUUGGUAUCCCUGGACGAGAUGGUAGAGAUGGCAGGAAGGGAGAAAAGGGUGAAAAAGGAAAUGCAGGUUUAAGAGGGAAGACUGGUCCUGUAGGACAACUGGGAGAGAAAGGAGACCAAGGAGAACCUGGUAAAAAAGGACCUAUGGGAUCAGGUGGUGUUAAAGGUGAUGUAGGUCCUGUUGGCCCAGCAGGCCCAAAAGGAGAGAAAGGAGAAAGAGGAAAAACAGGCUUACCAGGAGUCUGUAAGUGUGGGAAAAUAGUACUGAAAUCUGCCUUCUCUGUUGGAAUCACCACAAGUUACCCAGAAGAAAGAAUUCCAAUUGUGUUCAAUAAAGUCUUGUUCAAUGAAGGUGGGCAUUACAAUCCUUCAAAUGGGAAGUUCAUAUGUGCCAUUCCAGGGAUUUAUUACUUCUCAUAUGAUAUCACAUUGGCAAAUAAACAUCUUGCUAUUGGUCUAGUUCAUAAUGGAAAGUUCCGGAUAAAGACAUUUGAUGCCAAUACAGGAAACCACGAUGUAGCAUCUGGGUCGACAGUGAUUUACCUUCAGCCAGAAGAUGAAGUAUGGCUUGAGAUCUUCUACACUGAUCAAAACGGCCUCUUUGCCGAUCCCACAUGGGCAGACAGUCUGUUUUCAGGAUUUCUCUUAUAUGUUGAUACAGACUAUCUCGAUGCCCUGUCAGACGAAGAUGAUCUGUGAUUUUAGAAAUGUUUGAGGUGAACUAAAUGAACAUAGGAAAAUAUACAGAAUGUGAUCUUCACUUUUAAUAAGACAAAGCAAUGAAGGAUUGGUCUGGGAUUUUGAUUUUGCUGACAAAAAUCCAAAAGGAUUAUUUUCUAGGCGUCUGCUGCCAUUGUUGUCUGUUGCUGUUUUUAAUCUCACAGAUGUUUCUACUAAUUCAGUGUAAAUAAUUACCUUCUCAAAAAUGUUUCUAAUAAUAUUUAAGUGAAUUUGACCUGAUGUGCAUGAGGUUUUAUUGAAAAUAUGUGGGGUAACAAUGUAGUUCUUAUGAAUUGCCUGGGUGUCAAGGUGCUUAUCAUAUUAAGCGGUUAUACUGCAGCUGCACUGGAUGAAUCCCAUCUUUGGCCAGGGCUUAUCAACCAAUGUUGUGGUUCUCCUAGUGUCUGCCCAGUGGAUGAUUGCUGGGAAAGCACUACUUUUUUGACUGGAAAUAAUCAAUUGAUGACCCAAUAUUAUUUAUCUACUAUUUCUGGUACACAUGUCUCAUUCUGAUUAAUGGCAAUACUGAGUAGUUACUGUAUGUGGUGCUGUGUGGGUGUGAUUUGUUUUCUCCUCCCCAGGAUUCCCCUGCAGGGCAACCUCAGUUUAUUUCUGGUGAUGGGAUGAGUAGGAUACUAGCUGGAGUCAUGGCUUCACAAGAAGCUUCACAAGAAAAUAAUUUUGAUCUAUCACUUCCUUCCCUGUCUACCACUACAGGUUUUCUUACCUUUUCUUUUCAUUAGGAGUAGUGAUACCAGGGAUACUGAAAGAGGAAGCCUGAGUUCAUGGUUUCCUUUCUAAUGUCUCUUGAGACAGCACAACAAAUGUUAGGGCAACAAACUGAAUGUGUAAAUGCAGCAAGACAUCUACCUUGAGUUCCAUGGCCAAUGGAAACCAACCAAAAACCAGAGAGACAUCAGAAUGCUGUAAAACUGCAG
This is a messenger RNA of Sceloporus undulatus (fence lizard), 2061 nucleotides long. RefSeq names its product C1q and TNF related 7 (gene C1QTNF7). NCBI's taxonomy places the organism in Eukaryota, Metazoa, Chordata, Lepidosauria, Squamata, Phrynosomatidae. The transcript has 3 exons. Bases 158 to 1102 code for a protein of 314 amino acids. Gene Ontology annotation, molecular function: protein binding. The record is from RefSeq and is a predicted model, not a curated record.